Messenger RNA from Cladocopium goreaui, 2046 nucleotides. NCBI's taxonomy places the organism in Eukaryota, Dinophyceae, Suessiales, Symbiodiniaceae. The record is from the annotation of a GenBank genome assembly.
AUGUCUUUGGUAGAUAGCAAUGCGGUGUUUGAAAGCAGGGCCCUUUCAAUUGGAAUCUCCCAGCCCGUCAUCAACGCACUGGCCACCCGUGGUUGGGUGACUCAUGCAACUUUUGCCUUUGCAGUGGCAACAAACCCGGCGGCGGGAGACGACCAGAAUUUCAUUGAUGGGGUCUUGCUACCUUUGGACGAUCAUGUGAGAGCGCUCCUGCAGAGUCCUGAGCUUAAAUGGAUGCUUAUGCCGCUGCCAAAGCGUCAAGUGGUGAAACCUAUUCAGCCGGUUGCGCCGGCAAACAAACCAAAGGUGGACGCGGACCCCAAAAGGAACAGAGAUGGUGACAACAAGAAAACAAAGGCGGAUGCAGCAAGACUGAAGAAGCUGCGCAGAACCCCCAUGCCAAAGCAGCUCAUGGGUGGAGUGCCAUGUGACGAGCAAGGCCGACCAUUCUGCUUCGCGUUCAACUUGGGAUCCUGUCCUAAUGGGGACGAUUGCAAAAAGGGAAUGCACCUAUGCUGCAAGAAAGGUUGCAAGCAGAAGCAUUCUUUCGGCAAAGCUGGACAGGCUGAGAGCAGCCAACCCUUGGGAGACAAGGGUCUUCCGACUUCAUCGAAGCCUACACGAAAGCGUCAAGGCAUCUUUGAGGACAAAGGCGAAAAGCGCCAACGUUUUGAGGCGAUCGCCCCUGAGAGAGAGCUCUCAGGCGUGGUUGCAAAUGGUGCCGAAGGGCAAUCCUUUUCUGAGUUUCCUGCCGAGGGGCAGGCAAAGCUGACAGAUGCCGGUCGCAAAAGUGACGGAAACGGCACACAGACUGAUGAUAAACAUUGCACAGUCUUUUUGCUUGAUAUUUUUUCGGGAACAGCGGGAGUGGCUGCAUCAUUUAUUCAACUUGGUGGAGAUGCGUUGGGAUUGGAUCACAUGGUUGACAGAAAGCGCAUGAGGGGCCCCAUUUCAAAGACUGACCUUUGCAAAAAGGAAACACAGGAUCAAGUGAUUUCAUGGUUGGAGCAAAACAAGGUCGAUGCAGUGAUGCUGGCUCCGCCAUGCGGAACUUCCAGUGGGGCCAGAGAAAUUCCAGUUUUUGAAUCGGGCCGCAAAAGGGCAGCACCACAGCCGUUGCGCAGCAAGAGGUGGCCGAAUGGAAUUCCAUCACUUCGUGGAGUGUCGGCCUUGAAGGUCAAGCUGGCCAACAAACUAUAUGCGUUCACAAGGCGGGUCAUUGACACAUGUGUCCGGCUGGGCAUCCCAUUUAUCUGUGAGAAUCCUCAGCGCUCCUGGAUGUGGGAUACUACUUUCUUUCAGAACUUGCCUGGCUCUUGCCGUUUUCAGUGUAUUCACAGCUGUAUGUACGGUGGUCAGCGUCUCAAGAAGACCGCCUUGCUCUUGAACUUUGAGGCCAACAACCUCAAACUGACCUGCAAUGGGAAGCACCAGCAUCUACCGUGGGGAAAGACUAUAUCACCUCACACAGGGGAAACAGUUUUCUCAACAACCACCGAGGCUGAGUACCCAUGGGCCUUGUGCAAACAAUUGGCACAAGCUUUUGCAGAGCAAAUGAGAAUGGCUGGAAAAUCUUUUGAGCUUCCCUCUACAACAAUGGAUGUUAAGCAACGGAUGGGCGCAGGAACUCAGCCUCGUGGAAAGCUUGGUCCACUGCUUUUGGCGGAGUUCAAGCACAAAGUUGUAGUGCGGUCUUCGCAAGUCUGCGUUCCCAGAACCAUCACUGAGGACAGCCCAGCUCCCUUCCAGGGAAUACCACUGCAUUCCAAGCUUAUUUCUUCUCGUACGGAGAUGGUGAAAGGGGUUGCUGGCGACGAAGAAAUGCAAUUUUCUGAGUUUGGGGUGUACUAUACACCUGAGGAAUUUUUGCGUAUGGCUGCGACCUUGCAGCAUCCACUGGAUUCACCACAGUUGGUGGAUGAGAGCAAUUUGCGGGCGAUGCUGGCCAUUCGUGACUGGACUGAGGCGCAGUUGGCUGAGUUCAGAACAAAAAACCUCAGGCACUACACCAAACUGGCGGUUGACCUCAUGGAGGAUGAGAAAAACUGA